CAAACUUCCUCUUGUCUGAAGAAAUCUCUUACGUGAAGUUUAACAAUUAGCAUCCGUUAUUGUUUGCUACGUAACCUAAGAUCUUGCUAUCAUUUAUUCAUUCUUGUGAGAGUAUGGACAACGAGCUGUUUAUGAACACAGAUCAUUUCCAAGAACCGUCAUCUUCAUCGGCGAUGCUUAACUGGUCCUUAAUAGAUCCAAACCUCACUCAACAUUCGCCUCCACAGGAUUACUUCACGUGGGAAAAGUCAACAGAACAACAACAACAAAAACAGAGCAUCUUCGACUCUGCUUUGAGCUCUCUAGUCUCCACCCCUACGCCGUCGAACUCAAACUUCUCCGCAGCUCCUAUGAGCUCUCCUCCGCCUAUGAUUAACAGAACGACGCCGUUGGCGGAAUUCUCGGGUGAUCCGGGUUUUGCGGAGAGAGCAGCGAGAAUCUCUUGCUUUGGUAGCCGGAGUUUCAACGGAAGAACUAAUUCAACUCUCCCUGUUAGCAACUGUAAGAUCAUAAACUCUGGGAAGCUGACACGUGUCUCCAGCACACCAGCUCUUAACACCAUUGUUUCUCCGAUGGUUCCCGCCGGAAAAUUUUCCCGGAAGAGAAAAUAUGCGUUCAAAGUUAAAUCCAAGGAAACCCCACUUCCCACUGCUUCACCAUCACCAAGUUUUUCAAAGACGGCGGAGGAAGAAAAAGGAGGGAAAAGAAAAAGAGAAGACGAUGAAGAAGAUAACACAAAAGCACCUGAGCCUCCUAAAGAUUACAUUCACGUUCGUGCUCGACGAGGCCAAGCCACUGACAGUCACAGUCUCGCCGAAAGAGUUCGGAGGGAGAAAAUUGGUGAAAGGAUGAAGAUGCUUCAAGAUCUUGUUCCUGGCUGCAAUAAGGUUACUGGAAAGGCAUUGAUGCUGGAUGAAAUUAUAAACUAUGUACAAUCAUUGCAAACACAAGUUGAGUUCUUGUCAAUGAAGUUAUCAUCAGUGAACGACACCAGGCUGGAUUUUAACGUGGACGGUCUUGUGUCGAAGGAUGUUAUGAUUUCAUCAAGUAGCAAUCGGUUGCAUGAAGCAGGACUCCAAGCAGAGUCUUUAAGUCAUCAUCAUAGUUACAAUAAAAAUUCACAACUGCACUCUAAUGUUUCUUCCAAUAACAUGAUGGUCCAAUCUCCUAUGAACUCACUAGAAACCUCUGCCUUAACCAGCAGCUUCACCCACUUACCAACAUUUACCCAAUUCACUGACUCAAUUUCUCAGUAUCAAAUGUUUAGCCAAGAAGAUUUACAGAGCAUUGUAGGGAUGGGAGUGCCACAUAACCCCAACCAUGACUGUCAAAACAUGAAAAUUGAGCUUUGA
Molecule: messenger RNA, 1352 nt
Organism: Eruca vesicaria subsp. sativa (arugula)
Lineage: Eukaryota; Viridiplantae; Streptophyta; Magnoliopsida; Brassicales; Brassicaceae
Source: the annotation of a GenBank genome assembly